This is a messenger RNA of Komagataella phaffii GS115, 1563 nucleotides long. RefSeq lists its product as uncharacterized. The coding region runs from base 1 to 1563 and encodes 520 amino acids. The record is from RefSeq and is a predicted model, not a curated record. The transcript has a single exon. Gene Ontology annotation, cellular component: fungal-type vacuole membrane. NCBI's taxonomy places the organism in Eukaryota, Fungi, Ascomycota, Pichiomycetes, Pichiales, Pichiaceae.
AUGUUUUACUUCCAAGUACCACGGAAUAAAAGAUUGGCCCAAGUCAGCUGUGCCAUCUUAUGGUGUCUCUUUUCAGGAGGGCCAAUUUUUGGGUUUGCAGCUCUUAAGCCAGUUUUGGUUCAACAACACAUUUACGAAGAUAUUUGUCCGUUAACAAACUCCACCACUUCUCUAAUUGACACCAUUGCUCAAUCGUCUGGCUCAAUUAGCGUGCAACAAGGUAAAUUGGGAUUGGCCAAAUGUACAGAACAGGACUUAAAGUUGAAUAUGAUGUUCACCGUUGGUGCCGUUUUGACAAACUUGACCGCUCUGAUCAUUGGAAGAACUUUGGACUCUUACGGUCCUAGAGUCUGUGGAUUGCUGGGUGCUUGUUUCCUAUUUAUUUCCUGUUCUAUCUUUAUUUAUUCAGAUUCCAUCACACUUUUCGACCCUUAUUUGUUUGGAUACGGAUUUAUGGCAUUGGGAGGCCCAUUUGCUUAUAUUUCUAGUUUUCAGUUAUCAAACGCUUUUCCAAAGAAAUCUGGUUCCGUUUUAGCUUUGCUCACGGGAGCAUUUGAUGCCUCGUCGGCAGUAUUUUUGUUUUACCAAUUGUCUUUCCUUAAAGAUCCAGCUUUUACUAUCCAAAACUUUUUCAAACUGUACCUAGUUGUUCCUACCUUUAUUACACUUGCACAAAUAUUUGUGAUGGAAGGAGAUUCGUAUCUGACACCACCCGCAGCUAUCAUGUCUGGCCGUUCAGCUCCCCCUCCUACAGAGACAACAACACUUCUACCAGUCAGACAAUCUGUGGCAAAUGAAUUGGAGGCUGUAGGCUCAAAAUUCCAAAGAAAAGAUUCGCUUGGUGACGCUAUGAAAACAGCUUAUGCAGAAGAAGCUGAAGAGGAAGCUCGUAAACAGACUAAUAGUGUUUUUGGAAUCUUACACGGAUUCCCAUCUCAAUACCAAUUCAGAACUUAUUGGUUCUUGUUGAUGUGUCUGUUUUCCACAAUUCAGAUGUUGAGAUUGAAUUAUUUUGUCGCAACCGUGCACUCUCAGUAUGCUUAUCUUUUCAACUCUCCCGAGCUGGCAGAAAAGCUCAACAGCAUAUUCGAUAUUGCCCUACCCUUAGGCGGAGUUCUAUCUAUUCCAUUUGUGGGUUUAUUUUUGGACCACUGUCCCACCAUUGUUGUUCUAACAGCGUUGUUAGUUGUUUCGCUUAUAAUUGGAGUUUUGGGUCUUGUGGGCAGCUUCCCUCUGGGUGUUCUCAACGUGUUGAUAUUUGCCGCCUACAGACCAUUUUUCUAUACCACGAUCUCAGAUUACUGCGCCAAGGUUUUCGGAUUUGAGACUUUUGGAACCGUUUACGGAGCUAUCAUGACGAUAUCAGGAAUGUUCAACUUCGGCCAGAAGUUUUUGGACCAAGCUACGCACACUACUUUCAAAAUGAAUCCUGUUCCUCUGAACAUUAUUUUAGUUCUUGUCACCCUUGUUAUCGGCGGAAUUACCUGCCUAUACGUCCAAGUUCAGGGACGUAUUUACAACCAAAAAAAACAUCAACAUCAAGAUAACGCCACCUUGACUUGA